Molecule: messenger RNA, 875 nt
Organism: Amphimedon queenslandica
Lineage: Eukaryota; Metazoa; Porifera; Demospongiae; Haplosclerida; Niphatidae
Product: ras-like protein 2
Exons: 5
Coding region: 32-721 (229 amino acids)
Biological process (GO): signal transduction
Cellular component (GO): membrane
Molecular function (GO): GTPase activity; GTP binding
Source: RefSeq, a predicted model, not a curated record
AAAAUUUUCAGCAUUGAUUUUUAUUUCAGAGAUGUCUGCUGCCAAGAAGCGAGGAACAGGAUUGCCUGUCUAUCAUCCUCCUGACGCUAGGUUUCAGAAUGGCAACCGAGUCUACAAGAUUGUAAUGCUCGGCCAAGGAGGCGUGGGGAAAUCAGCUCUGACGCUUCAGUUUGUGAUGCAUACAUUCCAAGAAGAUCAUGAUCCCACAAUUGAGGAUGCCUAUCAAAAGAGAGCUGUCAUUGAUGGUACUCCAUUCCUUCUUGAUGUACUUGAUACUGCAGGACAGGAUGAGUUCACUGCAAUGAGAGAGCAGUACAUGAGAGGAGGUGAAGGGUUUCUAAUGGUGUACUCGGUCACUGAGAAGAGAAGCUUCAAAGAAUUAAGAAGAUUCCGAGAGACGGUGAACAGAGUUAGACACUGCAACGACGUCCCGAUAAUUGUAGUCGGCAAUAAGUGUGACCUGUCAGCUCGGAGAGAGGUGACAACUGAGGAAGGGCAAGGCUUGGCUAAAGAGUUCAAUUGUCCUUUCUUUGAAACGUCAGCUGCUCUAAGACUAAAUGUCGACGAGAUAUACCACGAGAUAGUUAGAUGCAUACAGAAGAAGGAGCUAAGGGAUUACAAUGAGAAGGAAGGGAGUUCAGUUCAGACUACCAACAACAAAGAUACUAGCAAUAGAAGUGGUGGACUCCUCUGCUGCAGUAGACCUCAGACUGAUUCGUAAUAUCUAUAAACUCCUUUAAAAUAUAACUAUUAUUAUUAUUAUUAUUAUGAAUGAUUAUGUGUAUUUUAAUUGCCUUCUCGCUGUCAAAUUUUUAUCAAUUAUUAAUUAAUAAUAAUAAGAUUAUAACAACAACAAGAGAAAUAUUUAUUGACGU